AUGAAAUUCGGGCAUGUGGUACAUCAGCCGCUCAUGUAUUUGUCCCCAUUUUUGUCAACACCAGAAUCUCGGUUUUUUAUGAACCUUUUCCGCACCGAGACUGCUACCAGACUAUUCCCAGCGGCUCCACCACUAUUUCUUCAAAGAAUGAUUUCGGGUGCUCUAGAAAAGCCCCACCUUCUCUAUGCGCUGCUGGCAGCGGCCUGCAGCCAUCACAGCCGACUUGUUCAACAAGAAAACCACCAAAAGUCGAUAGUGGCCGGUCUAAAAUAUACAAAUUUGGCCAUCUUCAAUUUGCGUUCUGCGCUUGCAGACGAAGACGAGAUGCUGAAGCCGGAGACUGUUACCACGGCAAUGGCACUCUGCACAAAUGAUGUCUGCAACGGAAAUAUGGACAUAUGGAAUGUCCACCUUGAUGGGGUCAUUCGAUUGCUGAAUGCAUUUAUGGAGCAUCAAAAGGAAAAAGCCCAAAUUGAUCCUUACGCCCAAUGCUUGGUGAAGUGGUGCAUCACCAUGGAUGUCCUGGCUGGGUUUUCGGGACGUCGCACCGUUCAAAAUGGAUUAUUGGCGCAGAUAUCUAGCCAGUCUGCUGAGGGAAUUGAUGAUAUUUGCGGCUAUUCCUUAGAGCUGGCCCCACUCCUUGCACAGUUGCCACAGUUAGCACAGCGCCAGGAACGAUUGUCAAUAACCGUUGAACCACUUGUGGCACAGGAAGUGGCUGCAGAGGCAGAAAUACUUGAGGCUAAGAUCUCUCAUCUAAUUGGCGCCACUGUCUCCGAGGCAAAAUUUAACAGCAUUGGCUAUCUUGCUACCGAGCUACAUUAUACUCAUCUUGCCUUUGUGCAUUCCGCAUUACUAUAUUUGCAUCGCCGCGUUCAGAACCUUCCGAGGAAUCACAUUAAGGUGAGGAACGAUGUUACGAGUAUUAUCGACUCCAUCAAACGAAUUGGAUUCUUUUCUUCGGCAAAUAUUCUCAUAUUAUGGCCCAUAUUCACAGCCGGUUGCGAAACUGAGAUCAUCAGUGAACGCGAAUAUAUCCAAAGUCGGAUGAACAAUAUGCAGAGCUUUGGAAUGGGCAAUUACACACGAGCUCGAGAAUACUUGUGGAACUUCUGGGCUUCCGAAACUUCUUUACCCUGGGAUGUUUACUUUGCGCAUCUAGGAAAGGAGGUGGUGCUGUUUUGA
Messenger RNA from Penicillium longicatenatum, 1185 nucleotides. Its product is annotated as transcription factor domain-containing protein. Gene Ontology annotation, molecular function: transcription cis-regulatory region binding; DNA-binding transcription factor activity. The transcript has a single exon. The record is from RefSeq and is a predicted model, not a curated record. The coding region runs from base 1 to 1185 and encodes 394 amino acids. Gene Ontology annotation, cellular component: nucleus. NCBI's taxonomy places the organism in Eukaryota, Fungi, Ascomycota, Eurotiomycetes, Eurotiales, Aspergillaceae. Gene Ontology annotation, biological process: positive regulation of transcription by RNA polymerase II.